AUGGUUUAUUUUUUUUUAAUUUUGGCACUUGUGGCUUCGUUCGAACUUGGGUCUCCUUUAACUUUGGAAACUGCCGUUCAAAAGUCUUUAAAAUGGCCCGAGGAGUAUUAUUUCAAAGGCGAAGAAGUUGACUACCUCGCCGGUAUAAUUACACCUUUUGAGAUGUGGUACAGUGGUAACUCUAGCAGGUCUCGUAUAGAUUACAACGACGGUACUGUCAAAAAUUAUUACGUUGUUGAAGACGACGGCGAUAUAGCAAGAGAAUUUAAGGUUCAUCCGCAGACAACGGAAGAAGAAUCAAAUGUAAUAGUGUGUACAGAAUUGUUUGAUAAUAAAACGCUGUAUGAUAUCUUACCGGAAGAACUCAAUUAUGAAUACAUUGGCCCAAAGUUUUACAAUGGAAAAUUUGUCGAUGUUUGGGAGUAUGCUGAGAAAGAUGAAAUAGCCAAAGAGAAAACAGAGAAAACGUUGUACGUAUAUCAAGAAGACGGCGGAAUCAGUAUACCAGUUUAUGAAGAAAUAAAGGUGUACAACCUAUGGAUUGGAGCAGUGAGUCAGCACUCUGUCAAAAGGUUCUACGACUACAGCAAACCUGUGCUUGAAUACCUCGAUCUAGACGAAUCAUGUAACGAUACUGAAGCGGUUGGAUCAGUUAUGGUUGAGAGUUUCUCGUCGGACAUUUUAUCUGACAUCGACGGUGCAUUCCGCAGUUACGUCAGUCGUCAUAACAAGAAGUACAGAGGCGAUGAGCAUGAGAUUAGGAAACAGAUACUCCAGGAUAAUUUGAGACGCGUAAUUGACCAUAAUCAAAAAAAUUUAGGUUACAAAUUGACCAUAAACAAGUUCUCCGACCGAACUGACAGUGAGCUGGCUAAUAUAAUGGGAGCUUUACCGUCUUUGGACCACGUGGGAUCCGUGCCGUUCCCGCAUACUGAAGAGGAGGUUGAGAACCUGGCUGAGAAGUUGCCCAAGAGUUUUGAUAUGAGGCUCAGAGGUUACAUCAGCUCUGUCAAAAAUCAGGCAGAAUGCGGUUCGUGCUGGUCGUUUGCGACCAUCGCUGCUGUGGAGGGAGCCCUGGCGCGGAAAAAUGUCGGGCAGCGGAACCUGGAUCUUUCUGAGCAGUCUUUGGUUGACUGUUCAUGGGGAUUUAACACUUACGGCUGCGAUGGUGGUAUGAUAGACGGCACCUUCGAAUACAUUCUCGAACAUGGAAUUCCAUCUGAAAUGGAAUAUGGCUUAUAUUUAAACAAGGAAGGUUGGUGCAGCAUCGAGAACAUGACUGAGCUACACAAAAUCAAAGACUUCGCCGCCGUGCCCCCCCUCAGCGUCAACGCCAUGAAGUUAGCGCUGUACGAGUACGGCCCCGUGACUGUCACCAUCAACGCCAACGACGCUGUAUUUUCUUACGACAGCGGAAUUUUCUACGAUCAGACAUGUAACAAUGAGCCUCUAAACCACGCGGUGACUGUGGUGGGCUACGGAGUGAGGGACGGCGUGGACUACUGGAUCGUCAAGAACUCGUGGGGAGAGGACUACGGCGAGGAUGGCUACAUCCUGAUCUCGGCCAGAAACAACACCUGCCAUAUUCUAGAAAACGCAUUUUAUCCUGUUGUUUAG
Pararge aegeria (speckled wood butterfly) is the source of this 1617-nucleotide messenger RNA. RefSeq names its product cathepsin L-like proteinase. The transcript has 13 exons. The coding region runs from base 1 to 1617 and encodes 538 amino acids. Gene Ontology annotation, molecular function: cysteine-type endopeptidase activity. NCBI's taxonomy places the organism in Eukaryota, Metazoa, Arthropoda, Insecta, Lepidoptera, Nymphalidae. The record is from RefSeq and is a predicted model, not a curated record. Gene Ontology annotation, cellular component: lysosome.